Molecule: messenger RNA, 394 nt
Organism: Acaulospora colombiana
Lineage: Eukaryota; Fungi; Glomeromycota; Glomeromycetes; Diversisporales; Acaulosporaceae
Source: the annotation of a GenBank genome assembly
UGAGAAGGCCAACAGGAAGCUCUACAUCAGUGUGGUCACAAACAUCUCAAAUCAAUUUUCAAUGUUGGCGGCACUUGAUAUCGUUGAAUACAACUGGCUCAAAGAUAUUGACCCCUGGAAGAGAGCUAUAUUAGAGAGUAGGACAUCCAAAAAUUCUCAUGCAAACCCCCCAUACCGUCGGACUCCUGAUGCCCCUAAUCCCCACCCUCAUUCUUCUAAUGGUGAACUUUGUAUGAUGGAUAAAGUUGGGAAAGGAAAUAUAGAAAGGGAGUGCCAAAAGACCAUGAGUGUCUCUUUGCAUACAAUCACCCAUGUCAUCCACUUAACCCUAGCGCCACUAAAUAGCUCUUUCUCACUUAUAUACCUCAUAAUUAACCGUCAGGCCUUUGAAUGA